This is a messenger RNA of Peromyscus eremicus (cactus mouse), 3449 nucleotides long. RefSeq names its product src-related kinase lacking C-terminal regulatory tyrosine and N-terminal myristylation sites (gene Srms). The record is from RefSeq and is a predicted model, not a curated record. The transcript is spliced from 9 exons. Gene Ontology annotation, molecular function: signaling receptor binding; non-membrane spanning protein tyrosine kinase activity; ATP binding. Bases 1353 to 2876 code for a protein of 507 amino acids. Gene Ontology annotation, cellular component: extrinsic component of cytoplasmic side of plasma membrane. Gene Ontology annotation, biological process: cell differentiation; cell surface receptor protein tyrosine kinase signaling pathway; innate immune response. Lineage: Eukaryota; Metazoa; Chordata; Mammalia; Rodentia; Cricetidae.
CCUUCUUUCCUUCCUUCCUUCCUUCUUUCUUUUUUUCUUUUUUGAGCUGGAUCCUACAAAUUCUCUCCCUGCUCUGAUCUUGGGGAGGGACUGAACUCUCCUCGUCUAUAGGAGGAGGAAGAAGACUCCUCUACCUUGAAGCUUUUCUGACAACAGUUCUCAGUCUCCUGUCUCUCGGCAUUUCCUUGAGUUGAUCAAAGGUCUGGGGACCAGGACUGGAGAACAGGUCAUUGGACAGAGCAGAGUCCUCUAUUCUUGGCCAUCAGUCUGUCUUUGGGCUCCAGCUACACAUAGAAUAUGCUAAGUCCCUGAGACCAGGACCCAGUGACUUUAGGGGCAAGGGAGUGUUCAGGAGGAAUCUACACUCAGUGCCCUGAGCCUGACCUCACCAUGAUCAAUGCAGAGGGGAUCUCUCUGUGGCUUCACAGCCUGAAGAUAGGAAGCUUAAUUUCUUCCUAGGAAGGUACCUCAUUCAUGUUGAGGAUUUGGGUGUGAAAAAUCUCCAUUUAUACCCAGCAGUCAGGUGUGAGCAUCAAGGUCCCUUGUGGCAUUCCCUGAAUUUUAUAUUUGUAAUUACCUUUUCUGGACACCCACCAGGCUGUAUCUUUAUGACAUGGAGCUUGUGCCUUAGAGUUCCUGUCCCUUCCUGGCUGCUCAAGCUGGGGAUUGGGAUUCUGCUAUCUAGGAUGCUGGAAGGCCAAAGCCAGUGAGCUCAUAGGUAUCUCUAGUACAUCAGAACUUGCAAAUUGCCCCAGGUGCUUCAGAAAAAAAGUCUCUGCUUCUCCAGAGCAGAUGGGGGAAGGAACCUGUUCGAUAUGUUGGAAGUAUAAGCAGUGGAGGAAGGAUCUGCAGCAAUUAUAUAUGGAAGCUUAACAGUAACCACUCAGGAGCUAAAGUGUUGUGCUUGGGAGAGAGAAGCCAGCAAGGAGGCAGAGAGCCUGCGGGCUCCGCCCAACUCCGUCUAGCCUAGGAACCUACUGCCGGCACAAUCUCAAGCCCUGCUGCCUUUAACCCUAGCGGAGAUCCUACUCACCAGACCACACAGCUGUGCAAGGAUAGGAGGAGCAGCCUGUGUGGCCCUGGGCCGGAUGUCACCCUCCGCUGACACGUGCUGUGUGCCUGAUUGAGGAGCCCUCUGUAAUGACCUACGGGGUUAGGGUUAGGGUCUGUGUCACCUGUCACUUCCCUAUCCCGUGCCAAAUAGGGAUGUGGGCAGGAAGCACGGGGUAGCUUGGCUGUCCCACCAGCCUUUCUGGUUUCUCCCUCGUACCGUGGGCUCCUUGGUGCAUGGCUGUACUGCUCAGCCUUCUCAGCGGCAGCACUGAGGGAGAUUACUGACCCAAGUCGGCUCCAUGCGCCUUCGUCCACAACCAGACCCCCUAGGCAUGGAGCCCUUCUUCCGGAAGCGGCUCACUUUCUUGUCCUUUUUCUGGGAUAAGAUCUGGCCAGCGGGUGAGUUGGAGGAAGACAUCCCCCGGAUCCAGGGACUUGACGACAACCCAGUGCUGGAGCAGCCCGCUGCCGUUGAGCCUUGCAGCUUUCCCGCCCCACGCGCGCGACUCUUCCGCGCGCUCUACGACUUCACUGCUCGGUGUGCAGAGGAACUGAGCGUCAGCCGCGGAGACAGACUCUACGCCCUCAAGGAGGAGGGCGACUACAUCUUUGCCCAAAGGCUCUCUGGGCCGCCCAGUACGGGACUGGUUCCAGUCACCUACCUUGCCAAGGCCACCCCUGAGACGCCCUCAGACCAACCUUGGUACUUCAGUGGGAUCAGCAGGACUCAGGCCCAGCAGUUGCUCUUGUCUCCCGCCAAUGCACCAGGGGCCUUCCUCAUCCGGCCCAGCGAAAGCAGCGUCGGGGGAUAUUCUCUGUCAGUUCGGGCCCAAACCAAAGUCUGCCACUACCGCAUCUGCAUGGCACCUGAUGGCAGCCUCUACCUGCAGGAGGGCCGGCUCUUCCCCAGCCUGGAUGCAUUGCUCGAUUACUACAAGACCAACUGGAAGCUGAUACAGAACCCUCUGUUGCAGCCCUGCAUACCCCAGAUGCCCCUGGCUCAGGACGAGUGGGAACGGCCACGUUCAGAAUUUGUCCUUCGGAGAAAGCUGGGUGAAGGCUUCUUCGGGGAGGUGUGGGAAGGCCUGUGGCUGGGCUCUAUGCCUGUGGCGGUGAAGGUUAUCAAAUCAGCUGACAUGAAACUGGCAGACCUCACCAAGGAGAUUGAGGCGCUGAAGAGCUUGAGACACGAGCGACUGAUUCGGCUGCAUGCCAUAUGCUCCCUGGGUGAACCUGUGUACAUCGUUACUGAACUCAUGGGCAAGGGCAACUUGCAGGUCUACCUGAGCAGCCCUGAGGGAAAGGCCCUGAGCCUGCCUCAUCUACUGGGGUUUGCCUGCCAAGUAGCUGAGGGCAUGAGCUACCUGGAGGAACGGCGUGUCGUCCACCGGGACUUGGCUGCUAGGAACGUGCUGGUGGGUGAUGACCUCACCUGCAAAGUAGCUGAUUUCGGCCUGGCUAGGCUGCUCAAGGAUGAUGUCUACUCCCCAAGCAAUGGCUCCAAGAUCCCUGUCAAGUGGACGGCACCUGAGGCAGCUAAUUACCGUAUCUUCUCCCAAAAGUCAGAUGUCUGGUCCUUUGGCAUCCUGCUAUAUGAGGUCUUCACUUAUGGCCAGUGUCCCUAUGAAGGAAUGACCAACCAUGAGACACUACAGCAGAUCAGUCGUGGGUACCGGUUGCCACGCCCAGCCGCCUGCCCAGCAGAGGUCUAUGUGCUUAUGGUGGAGUGCUGGAAGGGCAGCCCUGAGGAACGUCCCACCUUUGCCGCACUGAGGGAGAAGAUGAAUGCCAUACACAGGCGGCUCCAUCUGAGCCUCACGUGACCAGGUCUCCAGCCCCACAGGCAGCAGUUAUGGCAACAAGGAAACACCUGUCGCCAACACACGGGAGAUGCUGCACAACUGGGAAUGGCAGCAGCCUCAGAGAACCCCACCCUGAGGGCCCCUUCACUGACAUAGGCUGGUACUUAUAUGUGCACAACACCACAUGGACGCGUGCAGACUGGGUCUAGUCAUGAGCACUUACGUAGACAUGAAGGCUGUGUCCUCCUCCUGGCACAGUUUGAAUCCCUGGUGUCUCCAAAGUGUUGAUAAAGAAGAGGAGCUGUAAGAAGUGUACCAGCAGAGCCAACAAUUUCCUCUCUGCCCUCACCUAACUCUGGGCUUCCUCAGCUCCCUCCUAGGAUCAAGGAUAAGAAGUCCAAUUUCUCUCAAGUCUUACUGUGGAUUUGGUUAAGUAUCCAGUGCUAGGGCUCCCAAGCACAUCUCACCAGUACAUGCUGUGUACUCACAGGGGACGGUAGCAUCCUCUGCCCACACCCGCUGCCCCCACAGGUACUGGCAAACUCUAGGCACACAGAGUCAGCUUCAAUAAACAUGCUCCAAUGGAUUCACAUA